Rotaria socialis is the source of this 2484-nucleotide messenger RNA. The record is from the annotation of a GenBank genome assembly. NCBI's taxonomy places the organism in Eukaryota, Metazoa, Rotifera, Eurotatoria, Philodinida, Philodinidae.
AUGGAUCAAAAAUGUUUAUCAGUAUCAAAUAGUCAUAUUGCUGAUGGACUUUCAUUGCACGAUUAUAUUGUUGGUGUAAUUUAUGAUAAAGUCAAAGAUGUAUAUUUAAUGAUAAAUUAUCGGCAACGUGGUGGUCUUUGGUUUCCAUUUACUGAAUGUCGUAUUAAUGAAACAUCAUUGCAAACAGUUAAACGAUUACUUGAUCCAGUUGUUAUUUAUGAUUACGAGCAAAUACAACUCUUUAAAGUUUGUUCAACAAAAACACUUCCAUUUAAAGGUCGCGAUGUUCUUUUUUAUGCUAUUAUACCUAAAUCAACUCAUGCAAUCAGUGCAUGGUUGAGUGGGAAAAUGGAUGGUAUUGAUAUUGAGCGACAAAUAAACACUUUACAAGAUAAUAGUAUUGUUUGGUUAACAACAAAUCAAUUAAAAUCUAUAAGUAAACUAUCACGAUUAUUAGGCAUGGAGCCAUUAUCAUUAAAUAAACAAUUUAAAGAUAUAUUUCAUUCAACAAUAAAACUCAAUAAUAUAAAUAGUGCAGUUAUAUUUGAAGAAGUUAAAAUUCCCCAAAUUGAAACAAUAUCGAAAACUUCACAUAAUAAUUCGGCUGAAACACUUGUUCUUUCAGCUAGAUUUACAUCAACUAUUCAAGAAAAACUCUAUGAAGAAUAUCAUAAUGCAGUUUUACCUUCUGAUUAUCUUAAUUUAGAAACAUUCAAAGAAUUAAUAUCACGUAAAGGUUUAGAAUCUCAACAUUCUAUAGAUUAUUUUCGUGCAUUUGAUUCAACACAACGAAACUACUUAACAUUUCUUGAUUAUUUACUUGGAUUGGCUGCACUUGAUCCAAAUACUCAACAUGGCGGUGUACCAGCUGAACAACGUUGUCGUUAUAUAUUUCGUUAUUAUAAUAUAAAUAAUAAUCAACGCAUGACAUUUGAAGAAUUUAAAUUAAUGAUUAAAGAUAUACAUAACAAUAAAGGAGAAAAUCUAUCAGGUGAUAGAUUAAAUGAUCAAGCGCUACAAAUGUUUCGUUUAUUUGGAUUACGAUCAUCUGAUCAGACAUUGAGUUUGAUGGAUUUUCUUUCAGGCGUUGGUCAACUUCGAUUUCGUGGUACAUCUGUAUUGUUUCGAUUAAGUAUGUCAAUAGGUGACAUUUUUCAACGGUCAUCAUCAUCACCAUCACCAUCAAUAACACCCAGUACAAUGAUGAUGCCAUCUGCAACUUCAAAUAUCAUAACAUCAAAUCGAAAUUUAAAUAUAAAAACAAUGACGCAUCGAUCAGCUAUACAAGAGCCACUAUCAAAUAUGCCUGUUGACGAAUCUCAUCCAUAUGAAAUCGCUACACAUAUUGUUAAAGUAAAAAAGACUGGUGUUGUUGUUGAUAUAACAUCGUUGUAUGAUUUGGAAAUAGCAGGAGCGAUUAGUGGUAGUACAGCAUUAUUUUUUGAUGAUGAUAAUGGAAAAUGUGAUCGAAUAAAUAGUCAAAAUUGUUUCAAUAAACGUACGCAUGCAAAUGAAAUGCUUCAUGGAUUACGUUAUUUUGAACGAGCAUCAAAAGAAGGUGGAUCUGAAUUAAAAGAUGCUUUUACAUGGGGACCAGUAGACAUGGCAGCCAUGGCUCGCUGCCUAUUAGUUUUAUGCAAACAGGUUUAUUCAAUUUUCAUGAAAGAAGAUCGUCUAUUACGUAUUUCAUCUGCUUGUUACAUUCUGGGUGAUUUACAUGGAAAUUUUCGUGAUUUAAUUUGUUUUGAAAAAACAUUCUGGCGUCUUGGACCUGUAUUGACACCUGCGUCGAUACUUUUCUUAGGUGAUUAUGUUGAUCGAGGGCAAGAAGGUAUUGAAGUUGUUGCUUAUCUUUUUGCUCAAAAAGUUCUUUGCCCGCAUAAAGUUUAUCUUUUACGUGGUAAUCAUGAACUACGCAAUGUUCAAGAUAUGUUUCAAUUCCAUGGUGAAUGCCAUCGAAGGUUUGGCGUAGAACUUGGCGAGCAAGUUUGGGAAGAAAUUAAUCGAUGUUUUGAUACAAUGCCUAUAUGUGCUCUUGUUGAUAAUCGUAUUUUAUGUGUUCAUGGUGGUAUACCAUCAUUAGAUGUAAAAAGUGAUUUUUUUAAGUUAGUUUCACAAAUUCCAUGUCCGUUACGUGAUCCAGAAAAUGAAUCACCAUUUGCUUGGGAACUUCUAUGGAAUGAUCCAUUAUCAAAUGAAAUAAAUGACUUGGAGAAUAGAAACGAUGGAUUUAGUUUGAAUGUUCGUCGAGGAACAGGCUUUUUCUUUUCGUCAAAAGCUUUGACUGAUUUUCUUCAUCAAAAUUCACUAUCUUAUGUUGUACGUGCACACGAAGUUCAACAACAAGGAUUUAAAGUUCAACUAAAUGGUCGAUUAUUAACAGUCUUUUCUUCUAGUCAUUAUUGUGGCGGUGAAAAUGAAGCCGCUACGGUUCUAUGCGAUUCAAAUAAGCUUCGACUCAUUCGAUUAGAUACAAGCAGUUGA